This is a messenger RNA of Lontra canadensis (Northern American river otter), 1488 nucleotides long. Its product is annotated as E3 ubiquitin-protein ligase KCMF1-like. Lineage: Eukaryota; Metazoa; Chordata; Mammalia; Carnivora; Mustelidae. Gene Ontology annotation, cellular component: plasma membrane. Gene Ontology annotation, molecular function: zinc ion binding. Gene Ontology annotation, biological process: synaptic signaling. The record is from RefSeq and is a predicted model, not a curated record.
AUGCACACGUUUGAUGGGAGCCACAGAGUGAAGAGGACAAGGAAGCCCCAGGAGCAAGGCAAGAGAGGGUACAAGGGUGAGGCAAGUGAGGUAUAUGCCUUAGGCACAAGAUAUAAGAAGGAGCCAAAAACCUUAGUCAUCAAGGUAUCAGCCCAAAAUGCCUUACCGGGUGGGGGUGAAGGUGUCAGCUGUGAUGCAUGUUUAAAAGGAAAUUUUCGAGGUCGCAGAUAUAAGUGUUUAAUUUGCUACGAUUACGAUCUUUGUGCAUCUUGUUAUGAAAGUGGUGCAACAACAGCAAGGCAUACAACUGACCACCCGAUGCAGUGCAUAUUAACAAGAGUAGAUUUUGAUUUAUACUAUGGUGGGGAAGCUUUCUCUGUAGAGCAGCCACAGUCUUUUACUUGUCCCUAUUGUGGAAAAAUGGGCUAUACGGAGACAUCUCUUCAAGAACAUGUUACUUCUGAACAUGCAGAAACAUCAACAGAAGUGAUUUGUCCAAUAUGUGCAGCAUUACCUGGAGGCGAUCCCAAUCAUGUCACGGAUGACUUUGCAGCUCAUCUUACGCUUGAACACAGAGCCCCUAGAGACUUAGAUGAAUCGAGUGGUGUUCGACAUGUACGUAGAAUGUUUCACCCUGGUCGGGGAUUAGGAGGUCCUCGUGCUCGUAGAUCAAACAUGCACUUUACUAGCAGUUCUACUGGUGGACUUUCUUCUUCUCAGAGUUCAUAUUCUCCAAGCAAUAGGGAAGCCAUGGAUCCUAUAGCUGAGCUUUUAUCUCAGUUAUCAGGAGUGAGACGUUCUGCAGGAGGACAGCUUAAUUCUUCCGGCCUCGCCUCUCAGUUACAACAACUGCAGAUGCAGCUGCAGCUGGAACGGCAGCACGCCCAGGCAGCGCGGCAACAGCUGGAGACCGCACGCAACGCAACUCGGCGUACUAACACGAGCAGUGUCACCACUACAAUCACACAAUCCACGGCAACAACCAACACGGCUAACACAGAAAGCAGUCAGCAAACUAUACAGAAUUCCCAGUUUCUUUUAACAAGGUUGAAUGAUCCUAAAAUGUCAGAAACAGAGCGCCAGUCCAUGGAAAGUGAGCGCGCAGACCGCAGCCUGUUUGUCCAAGAGCUCCUUCUGUCCACUUUAGUGCGCGAAGAGAGCUCGUCCUCCGACGAGGAUGAACGGGGGGAGAUGGCAGAUUUUGGUGCUAUGGGCUGUGUAGAUAUUAUGCCUUUAGAUGUAGCUUUAGAAAACCUAAAUUUAAAAGAGAGUAAUAAAGGAAAUGAGACAGCAUCUCAGUACGUGAAGGUACCACCUUGUUCCCUCAAGUAUUCCUCGGACCUCCUUAGGUUCAGUAACCACCCAUUUGGUGCCAUGAAUUCCAACUGUCUUCACCAGAAUACCCUACUCUGGACACAAUCCAAUCAGACACUAUGCCUCCUAAAUUAUGGCAUCAGAAGCAAACCUAACAUUGCAGCUGCCUUCUGA